UUACAGGCCUGGCUGCAAGGCGUCCCUAAAGGUCUCUGAUGAAGGGGUGGCCGCCAUGCAGGGGCUAAACCACACCUCCGUGUCUGAAUUCAUCCUCGUUGGCUUCUCUGCCUUCCCCCACCUCCAGCUGAUGCUCUUCCUGCUGUUCCUGCUGAUGUACCUGUUCACGCUGCUGGGCAACCUGCUCAUCAUGGCCACCGUCUGGAGCCAGCGCAGCCUCCACACGCCCAUGUACCUCUUCCUGUGCGCCCUCUCCGUCUCCGAGAUCCUCUACACCGUGGCCAUCAUCCCGCGCAUGCUGGCCGACCUGCUGUCCACCCAGCACUCCAUCGCCUUCCUGGCCUGUGCCAGUCAGAUGUUCUUCUCCUUCAGCUUCGGCUUCACCCACUCCUUCCUGCUCACCGUCAUGGGCUACGACCGCUAUGUGGCCAUCUGCCACCCCCUGCACUACAACGUGCUCAUGAGCCCGCGGGGCUGCACCUGCCUGGUGGGCUGCUCCUGGGCUGGUGGCUUGGUCAUGGGGAUGGUGGUGACAAUGGCCAUUUUCCACCUCACCUUCUGUGGACACAAGGAGAUCCACCAUUUCUUCUGCCACAUGCCACCUCUGUUGAAGUUGGCCUGUAGAGACAAUGUGCUGGUGGUGGCCAAAGGCGUGGGCUUGGUGUGUAUCAUGGCCCUGCUGGGCUGUUUUCUCCUCAUCCUCCUCUCCUAUGCCUUCGUCGUGGCUGCCAUCUUGAAGAUCCCUUCUGCUGAAGGUCGGAACAAGGCCUUCUCCACCUGUGCCUCUCACCUCACUGUGGUGGUCGUGCACUAUGGCUUUGCCUCCGUCAUUUACCUGAAGCCCAAAGGUCCCCAGUCUCUGGAAGGAGACACCCUGAUGGGCAUCACCUACACGGUCCUCACACCCUUCCUCAGCCCCAUCAUCUUCAGCCUCAGGAAUAAGGAGCUGAAGGUCGCCAUGAAGAAGACUUGCUUCACCAAACUCUUUCCACAGAACUGCUGAAAUGGCUGGCUUUCUCUCAAGAGAUGUAGCGAAUGGGAACACUUUAGUCUUCCUCCUUUAUUUCUUUUCCUUUCCUCCCUUCCUCCUUCCCUCCCUCCCUCCCUCCCUCCCUUCCUCCCUUCCUCCCUCCUUCUCUGACCUACUGUCCACCCUCCCUCCCCCUUCCUCCUCGCCUUCCUUCCAUCCUUCCUCCCUCCCUCCCCCUUCCUUCUUCUCUGCCUCCUUCCCUCUUUCCCUUCUCUCUGUCUCUUUCUGUUUCUAUACCUCUCUGUCUCUGUCACUCUCUUUCUCCCUCCUUGUUCUUUUGUUUUUGUUUUUGUUUUUUUGACUGAGUCUCGUUCUGUCACCCAGGCUGGAGUGCGUUGGCACAAUCUUGGGUCACUGCAACCUCCACCUCCUGGGUUCAAGCGAUUCUCCUGCCUCAGCCUCCCGAGUAGCUGGGAUUACAGGCACACACCACCAUGCCUGGCUAAUUUUUGUAUUUUUAGUAGAGACGGGGUUUCACCAUGUUGGCCAGGCUGGUCUCGAACUCCUGACCUCAGGCAUUAUGCCCACCUCAGCCUCCCAAAGUGCUGGGAUUACAGGUGUGAGCCACCGCACCCAGCCCUGACUUUUUUACUGUAGACAUCCUAGUGGUUUCUUAUUGCGGUUUUGAUUUGCAUUUCCCCGAUGACUAAUGACAGGCUUUAGGUACUUAACACAUGUGAGUUAUUUUACUUCACAGGGAAGAUAGGAUUACUAACUCCAUUUUGUUUGUUCGUUAGUUGGUUGGUUUUAUACACGGUCUUGCUCUGUUGCCCAGGCUGGAGUGCAGUAGUCCAAUCAUGGCUAAGUGCAGCGUCAACUUCUGGGCUCAAGCAAUUCUCCCACUUCAGCCUCCAGAGAAGCUAGCACUGCAGAUGCGUGCCACCAGAAGGGUAAUUUUGUAUUUUUUGUAGAGACAGGAUCUCACUAUGUUGCCCAGGCUAGUCUUGAACUCCUGGCCUCAAGCAAUCCUGCCAUCUCGGCCUCCCCAAAUGCUGGGAUUACAGGCAUGAGCCAUGACACUGGCCAAGUUCUAUUUUGAAGAUGAGGAAGCUAAGUUGUGAAGAGAUUAAGUUAAUUAGCCAAAGGUCUUGUCACUGACAUGGAAAAGCUAGAAUUGAACCUAUUCUUUAAAUUAGAGCUGGGGAUAAGAAGUACACAUUUCUCAGGGCCUGUGAAGAGGGGAAGUCAGUCUGUUCCAGAAAGGGAGGAAGAGCUGGAUUGAAAACAAGAGACACAUUCUAGCUAGCACCAAUGGAGUGAGCCCAGAACUAGAAAUAUGCUGUCUUUGUGGGUUUAGGAGGAAUCACACAGUGUCAGAGAAUUAGGGAUACACCUUAUGAGUUUGGCCAAACUGGCUGUAGUAUUUCUGUGUUUUUUAGUAGACAUGUUAAUACGAAAGAGUGUGUCACAUUCAAAUAUUAGAUUGGGCCAGGCACAGUGCCUCACACCUGUAAUUCCAAAAUUUUGGGAGGCCAUGACAGGAGGAUCACUGGAGUCCAGGAGUUCAAGACCAGCCUGGGCAACAAAGUGAAACCUUAUCUCUACAAAAAAAUUAAAAAAUUAGCUAGACAUGGCUGUAUGUGCCUGUAGUACCAGCUACUCAAGAGGCUGAGGUGGGAGGAUCGCUUGAGCCCAGGAGGUUGAGGCUGCAGUGAGCAGUAAUUGUGCCACUGCCCUCCAGCCUGAGUGACAGAGUGAGACCUUGUCCCAAAAAAUAAAAUUAAAUUAAAUUAAACGCUUUGCAAAAAAAAAAAACUACCCAUUUAAAUUCGGGUUCCUGGGUUAUGUUAGAAGUUCCGGCCGGGUGCAGUGGCUCAUGCCUAUAAUCCCAGCACUUUGGGAGGCUGAGGUGGGUGGAUCAUGAGGUCAGGAGUUUGAGACCAGCCUGACCAACAUAGUGAAACCCCGUCUCUACUAAAAAUACAAAAAAUUACCCGGGCGUGGUGGCACAUGCCUGUAAUCCCAGCUACUCAGGAGGCUGAGGCAGGAGAAUUGCUUGAAUCCAGGAGGUGGAGGUUGCAGUGAGCCGAGAUUGGGCCAUGGCACUCUAGCGUGGGUGACAGAGCGAGACUCUGUCUCAAAAAAACAAAAAAAAAAAAAAGAAGAAGAAGUUCCAGGGCACUUAACUACUAAUAUCUGAGGGGGCAUUCUUUGCCUCCCCUAUAAAAUGUAAAGGGAUCCCAAAUGUUAAAAUUCCACCCCCAUCACCUCGAGUUGUCAUGGAAAAGAGAAUGUUAUACCCUGUUUAUACCCCACAUGUCCUGGGGUGUAGCUAGUGCUUUCUAGCUGAUCAUGGUUCUGAAGAUACCUUGGAAUAGGCUGGGAAACAGGUAAAAAUCAGACUGUGUGAGUUUGAAAGAGUGCAGGAAAGGUGGCUUCUGGGUUAUAUCCAAGAUGUGUCAUUGUGGUUCCCCGUGGUGAUCAGAAAAGCGAGCCAGCUUGCUGUAGUUUGGUUGACCAAUGUCCAUGCAUUCUGAAAUUAAAAUAAGCUUUGUGAUUACUCUUUCACUUUAUUUAGUAGUAGCCGUUGUGUAAAUUUAAAACAACCAGAGAAGUUGGGCUUAGUGUUGUUUUUAUACAUGGCAUAUUCUAGACCCUGAGGGCCAGGUCAGGGUGAGGUGAGGGAGACACCUCACCUCAUUUAAACAUUAUUUAAAAUGUUGACAUUUUGUUCACCGUGGAUUUUUUUUGCAUUCAUUUUGGUUUUUUAAAAUAUUGCAUUAGGCCGGGUGUGGUGGCUCACUCCUGUAAUCCCAGCACUUUGGGAAGCCGAGGCAGGUGGAUCAUUUGAAGUCAGGAGUCCGAGACCAGCCUGGCCAACAUGGUGAAACCCUGUCUCUACUAAAAAUUAGCUGGGUGUGGUGUGCGUGUGUGGUCCCAGCUACUCGAGAGGCUGAGGCAGGAGAAUUGCUUUAACCAGGGAGACAGAUGUUGCAAUGAGUCAAGAUCGCGCCACUGCACUCCAGCCUGGGUGACAAGAGUGACAUUCCAUCUAAAAAAAAAAAAAAAAAAAAGCAUAAAUGUAAUUUAUCUUGAUUGCUGAAUUUUUUGGUGGCCCCUUACAUUGGGUGUUCAAAGUGACUGCCUUAUCUCCCCAGAAAGGAAAAACAAAACGCUUGCAUUUUUCCCUCAAAAGACUAAAAAAUAGAAGCCAUCAUUAAUUUAAAAUAGGAUUAAGUGCCAAAAGUUCAGUGAGAACACAGCAGGUCUGGGGGUGUCAACUCUCCAUGCCCCAGGGGUGGAAACAGUCCCCCUCUGCCUGCUAGCUUUGGCCAGCCCCCUCCCCCGGGAUCCUGUCCUCAUCUCCCCCCAUUAAUCAGCCUUCACUUUCUGAAGUCUCACACCUCCUGCAUUCCUCGCUGUUUGUCAAGCCUUGAUAAUGGUCCCCUCUGUGCUUGGUAUCCCCAAGGCAGGACCAGAGCCCAGAGAGGUGAUUAAGGGGCAGGAGCACAGGGAGGGGCAGGAGAUCCCAGGCUUCAGGGACCUGCUCCCUGACUUCCUUGGAGCCCAGUGUUGUGGUCCUAAUUGCCAGAGACCAAGGCCAGCUUGAAAGAUGUGAUCUGUGUCCUUCACUUCUUUUGUUCUUUUCUUCCCCGGUGUUGGCCUAACCUCCUUGCAUGUGGAUAAAAAUUCAAUCCCCUCCUCAUGGAGGUUGUCCUUCUUGUUUCACCCCCAAAAUCCUCCAGUCUCUGUCUGCCAAGCAGCUAGAAGGAGCUUUUUCUUUUUUUUGAGAUGGAAUCUAGCUCCGUCUCCCAGACUGGAGUGCAGUGGUGCGAUCUCGGCUCGCUGCAGCCUCUGCCUCCUGGGUUCAAGCGAUUCUUCUGCCUCAGCCUCCCAAGUAGCUGGGAUUGCAGGCAUCUGCCACCACACCCAACUAUUUUUUGUAUUUUUAGUAGAGACGGGGUUUCGUCAUGUUAGCCAGACUGGUCUCGGACUCCUCAUUUCAGGUGAUACUACCACCUCAGCCUCCCAAAGUGCCGGGAUUACAGGCGUGAGCCACCACAUCCGGCCAGAAGGAUCUUUCUAAAGGGAAAUUCUGAAAAGUCAUCCCUCUACUUAAACCUUCCAUUUCUCUUAGGAUACAGUAUAGACUCUAGUGUGAUCAUCAGGGCUGCGUGGCCAGGUCUAUACUUCAUCCCCAAAUUCAUCCUUUGACCCUAUAGCCCAAUGGGCUCCCUGCUGUCCCGGCAGUAAACCAAGCACGCCCGGACCCCAGGAACCUUGCAUCUACUCUUUUUUUUUUUUUUCUUCAGAGAUUGGGGCAUGAAAUCUUCCAUUCCUCUUUGCAUUGCUGGUUUGCAUUAUUGCGGGUAUUAGAAGACACUGGCUUUUGGCAAGAGGAGUCUAGAUUCCAGGUUUGGUGCUAACUGACAAAGUAUCUUGCGGCAGGUAGAAAUAAUCAGUUUUCUUGCAUUUUUUCCCUCGAAAGACUAAAAAAUGGAAGCCAUCAUUAAUUUAAAACAGGAUUAAGUGCCAAAAGUUCAGUGAAAACACAGCCACAUCUAAGUUUUCUCUGUGUUAGUAUCUCACACACAAUUACACUCCAAAUACAUCCCUGAUGCUGAUGAAACGUUAUGUAUAUAAUUGUAUGUUGUCUACAAGGUAAACCUUAAAAGUAUGACAAAUAGAGGUUACUAUAUGUUCAUUGAAUGUCUUUUUUUUUUUGAGAGAGAGAGAGAAAUAAGAUCUCACUCUGUCACCCAUGCUGGAGUGCAGUGGCAUGAUCUCAGCUCAUUGCAACCUUCACCUCCCAGGUUCAAACAAUUCUCCUGUGUCAGACUCCCUGGAAUUACAGGCGUGCCACCACACCUGGCUAAAUUUUUUUUGUGUUUUUAGUACAGACAGGGUUUCGCCAUGUUGCCCAGGAUGGUUUCAAACUCCUGGCCUCAAGUGACCUGCCCACCUUGGCCUCCCAAAGUUCUGGGGUUACAGGCAUAAGCCACCACGCCUGGCCCCUUGCAUCUACUCUUGCUUUUGCCUGUAAUACCCUUCCCCCACCUGCUCGCACACUCCCUUGGGUCUUCCUGAGGGUCACCUCCUCAGAAAGCUCUUUCCUGACUUCUCCACACUCGGUCACCACCCCUAUUACAAACCCUCAUAGCAACUCACUUAGGUCCCUCAGAGCUUUUAUCACAAUGUCCCAUAUAUGUUAAUUGGUGCAAUUAUUUGUUUAUUUAUGUCUUCCUCUUUCUAGGGCAGACAUUGAGAUCGGGAUGUCUUAUCUAAUUGGUUCAACCCUGUCUUCCCAGUGGUGCCUAGAAAAACGCCUGGUACACAGUAGGUGCUCAGUAAAUGCUUUUUGAGUGAA
This is a messenger RNA of Gorilla gorilla gorilla (western lowland gorilla), 6338 nucleotides long. Its product is annotated as olfactory receptor 10H5. The record is from RefSeq and is a predicted model, not a curated record. Gene Ontology annotation, biological process: G protein-coupled receptor signaling pathway. The transcript is spliced from 2 exons. Gene Ontology annotation, molecular function: olfactory receptor activity; G protein-coupled receptor activity. Lineage: Eukaryota; Metazoa; Chordata; Mammalia; Primates; Hominidae. Gene Ontology annotation, cellular component: membrane. Bases 56 to 1003 code for a protein of 315 amino acids.